AUGGUGGUGAGGGUCGGCGCCAAGUCCUUCGUGCACGCUCUCACGCUGAAGCAGCUCACUGCAGCCAUGGCCGGGGUGCCCAUCGACCACGGCGGCAACAACCCGCGAAACAAGCAGGUGCUCCAGAAGCGCUUCAUCGAAGUCCUGUGCGAGCUCGGCCCCAAGGUCGCCAUCGCCCACUCCGCCUUUCGUCGAGUCGCCCACUCACCCCCGCAUGAGUAUGCGCGUCGGUUCGUGCGCAGCGUGGACGUGAUGGCAAUGCUGUGCCGCGAGAGCCAGACCGAUGAGGCCUGCUUGGAUGAAGUGCUCACCCUAGCUUGCACGGAUCUGGAGAUGGACGACGGCGGAUACGCCACUGCGGCUGAACUGGAGGCGCACAAGCUCGAGGAGCUGCAAGCGCUGCUCGAGGAGAGCUUGCAUCGGGUCGGAGUGCAGAACUACCUGAUGGGCUUCGGCUCGCCGCUCCUGCGCCGCGUGUGCCGCAACCUGGGCAUCGAACCGCAGCACAAGGAAAGCAGGGCUGCCGUACUCAUCGGCCUCAUCAUGGCGCGCCUCGAGGCCAUCCGGCUCGGUGGCGAGCAGUACACCGCGGGUGGCACUGCGAGCGAUCACCAACGCGACAGGAGGUCGCCCCUUAAGGCCAAGCCGAAGGGAAAGCAGGCGAGUGCGAAGAAGAAAGACAAAGUAGUCGUGCUAGAUGAGGAGAGUGUCGAGGAGGAGGAGGACGAGGACGACGAAGUGGUCGAGGUCAGAGCCAAGAAGCGACGGACUCCGGGCGGCGCGAAAGAGAAAGGAGGGAAGCGACGCACGAUAGAGGAUAGGGAGAGGCCGGCAAAGAAGAAGGGCAAGAAAAAGGCUGAGAAGAGGAAAAGCAAGAGUGAGGGUGAGGGAGAAGAUGAAGAUGGGAGUUGGAAUGACGAAGAAGAAGAAGAAGAGGAGGAAGCCGACGAAGAAAGAGAGACGCCCACGAAAAAGAAGUCGGCGAGGCUCAGCCGAACCCCUCGAACGAGAAAGCGAAAGUCGUGCAAGGACGAAGCAGAUGACAGCGACGACAACGAGGAGGAGGAGGAAGAGAUCGAAAAGAGAAAGAAGCAACACGCCAGAAAGAAGACACGACGCGACUCGCGCCCCGCCAAGCACCAUGCGAGCAAUCAGCAAGGCGCAGAGGAGGAGGACGAAGACAUAGAGGAAUUCAAGACGCCUCCGAGACGUACCGGGAGCGAGAAGGCCACGCGUACGACAGCGAGGAUUGCGCACAAUGACGGCGGCGAUGCCAAGCGUGGCCCAGGAGACGAAGACGACGGUGCGCGAUGCGCAGCGAAGCAACCUAGUGAAGCUGAGGAAAUGGCUCCGGCCGCCAAGGGUGAGAGUGCCAAGGUCACAGAAGACAACGACAAUGGCGACGAUGGUGGUGAUGAAGAUGACGAUGGGGGAUCGACGCAGAGGUUCUUCCAGAAGCUGCAACGCGGUGCGUCAAAGAUGCUGGCGAGCCCCAUGCCACCCGAGUCGAGGCGAGCGAGCGAGCGAAGCCCCUCGCCCAGCAGCAGCAGCAGCAGCAGCGAAGAAAGCGACGACAGCAAGAGCGCCUCUGGACAUCAGCGACGGGGCGAGCUGGAGCCGACAACUCCGGAGCGCAGCCCAGCGGUGUACCUCGUCGGCCGUGGCGACGAACAAUCAUCAUCAACGACGAGGCCGGUGCACCGAUCGCCAGGCGGCGAGACCAGGCUGAGUGACCGAGGGACUUCGACGAAUGCAGCAACGCACGAUGCAACGUGCAAGGUCCUCGACGAAGCGUAUGCGGGAGACGACCCGUUGCUUGAACCAUGCAAGAAGGAUGCCGACGAAGACAAAGAUGAGGACUGCGAUAGCGAGGAUUUCGAGGAGAAGGAGUGGUAG
Molecule: messenger RNA, 1896 nt
Organism: Acanthamoeba castellanii str. Neff
Lineage: Eukaryota; Discosea; Longamoebia; Acanthamoebidae
Exons: 4
Coding region: 1-1896 (631 amino acids)
Source: RefSeq, a predicted model, not a curated record